Messenger RNA from Coregonus clupeaformis (lake whitefish), 1213 nucleotides. Its product is annotated as mitogen-activated protein kinase 11-like. Gene Ontology annotation, biological process: protein phosphorylation; intracellular signal transduction. Gene Ontology annotation, molecular function: ATP binding; MAP kinase activity. The transcript has 12 exons. Bases 126 to 1211 code for a protein of 361 amino acids. The record is from RefSeq and is a predicted model, not a curated record. Lineage: Eukaryota; Metazoa; Chordata; Actinopteri; Salmoniformes; Salmonidae. Gene Ontology annotation, cellular component: cytoplasm; nucleus.
GAGAGAGAGAGAGAGAGAGACGGCCAGCAGCUCCCCUCUGUGCACUCAGUCGGAGACAGUUACAGCGGAUUGUGCAGACAGAGCUAUCAGUCCAGUCCUGAGAGCUCAUUUUAUUUACGGUAAAAAUGUCGGCCAGACCAGGCUACUAUCGGCAGGAGCUGAACAAGACUGUAUGGGAGGUUCCCGAGCGGUACCAGAACCUGACUCCCGUGGGCUCGGGGGCCUACGGUUCGGUAUGCUCAGCAUAUGAUGUACGGCUACGACAGAAGGUUGCGGUGAAGAAGCUGUCUCGGCCUUUCCAGUCCCUUAUCCACAGCAGGCGCUCGUACCGGGAGCUCCGGCUGCUCAAGCACAUGAAACAUGAGAAUGUAAUAGGACUACUGGAUGUAUUCUCCCCUGCUGCAACGCUAGAGGACUUCCAUGAAGUCUACCUGGUAACUAACCUGAUGGGGGCAGACCUGAACAACAUAGUCAAAUUCCAACGUCUCUCUGAUGAGCAUGUGCAGUUCCUUAUUUACCAGCUGCUCAGAGGCCUCAAGUACAUCCAUUCAGCAGGACUGAUCCACAGAGACCUGAAACCAAGUAACGUGGCAGUGAACGAGGACUGUGAGCUGAGGAUCCUUGACUUUGGAUUGGCCAGACAGACGGAUGAUGAGAUGACGGGGUACGUGGCGACUCGCUGGUACCGAGCGCCAGAGAUCAUGCUUAACUGGAUGCACUACAAUCAGACAGUGGAUAUCUGGUCAGUGGGAUGCAUCAUGGGAGAGCUGCUGAAGGGGAAGGUCCUGUUUCCCGGCAACGACUAUAUCGACCAGCUGAAGAGGAUUAUGGAGGUGGUGGGCACGCCGACCCCUGACCUUCUACAGAAGAUCUCCUCUGAACAUGCUCAGAAAUAUAUCCAAUCUCUACCCUUCAUGCCCCAGCAGGACUUAGAGAAGAUAUUCAGAGGAGCCAACCCAAUGGCUGUGGAUCUACUGAAGCGCAUGCUGGUUCUGGACUGUGACGGGCGUAUCUCUGCCAGUGAGGCUCUCUCCCACCCUUAUUUCUCCCAGUACCACGACCCGGACGACGAACCAGAGGCCCUGCCCUACGACCAGACGCUGGAGAGCAAGGACCGCACGCUAGAGGAGUGGAAAGAGUUGGUGUUCGAGGAGAUGAAUGGAAUCAAAGCGCCUGUCAGCGAGACGAGCAGUCUACAGGUGGAACAGUGAAA